GGGAGUUGUAGUUCUCCACCCGACGUUUAUUUCCGCCCUCCCUAAAGAAAGUAUGUUAAAAAGGGGGUGCGUCUUUAUUUCUCCCCUGGCGCGUUGCAAUGGCCUUUGACAUUAUUUCCUCCCGCUUUCUUUACCGACAUGCAUGAUGAGAGUCGCUGUUUCCCGCGACACGGCGGCUGAGUUUGUGAACGGUGUCACUUGCCCUCCUUCCCUUCGUGAGCUUUUUGCUCCUGGACGGGUCAGCGGGUGCGGAACGAGAUGCACCACCCUGGUUACUCAAGGGGCGCGUCAUGAUCGUCUAGUAGCGUGAAGAGAAGGGUGGGGCAGAGAAGGGAGCUCUGCAUGGAAGCCCUGCUGAGCUGGCCGAAAUGGGUGGAAAAGGUAGAAAUCAUGUAACUUCUGCAAGCCACCUCGUUGCCUUGGUUCUCCUGCUCCCGGGCUUCGCUUUUUGGGGAGCAGUGAAGGCGAGGCCUCUGCUCAACGAGGAUUACACUUGCAGCAGAUGCGGGAAGCCUAACAUUGUGAUGGUGAUGUGCGAUUCCUUAGAUGGAAGGCUGACAUUUCACCCAAAAAAUGAAACAGUAGACUUGCCUUUUGUCAACCUCAUGCGAAAACAUGGCAGUCUCUUUCUUAAUGCUUAUACCAAUUCUCCAAUAUGUUGUCCUUCCCGUGCAGCUAUGUGGAGUGGCCUCUUCACUCACAUAACAGAAUCAUGGAAUAAUUUCAAGGGUUUAGAUCCAAAUCACACAACGUGGGUGGACGUCAUGGAAAAACAUGGCUACUAUGCUCAGAAAUAUGGAAAGCUUGAUUAUACUUCAGGGCAUCACUCACUAAGUAACCGUGUGGAGGCUUGGACCAGAAGUGUUGAUUUUUUGCUUCAGCAAGAAGGCAGGCCUGUGGCAGAACUCGUAGGUAACAAGUCUUAUGUGAGAGUCAUGCAAAAAGAUUGGAAGGCCACUGAUGACGCUGCAGCUUGGCUAAGAAACAAAGCCACCAACUUGACACAACCCUUCGUUCUUUACUUGGGGCUAAAUUUGCCUCAUCCAUAUCCUUCACCUUCCUCUGGAGAAAAUUAUGGGGCAUCUACAUUUCGGACGUCUCCUUAUUGGCUACAGAGGGUGAGAUACGAAGCCAUCAAGAUUCCAAAAUGGCUUCCAUUUUCAGAGAUGCACUCAGUAGAUUACUAUUCCUCUUAUACAAAGAACUGCACAGAGAAAUUUACGGAGAAAGAAAUCAGAGAUAUCCGAGCACAUUAUUAUGCCAUGUGUGCAGAAACGGAUGCAAUGCUUGGCGAAAUAAUUUCUGCUCUAAAUGACACAGGACUACUCAGAAGGACUCUUGUCAUAUUCACUGCAGAUCACGGAGAACUUGCCAUGGAACACAGGCAGUUUUACAAAAUGAGCAUGUACGAAGCAAGCUCCCAUGUUCCUCUCCUUAUAAUGGGACCAAAUAUUAAGCUGCAGUUCUUCCCCAGAGUGGUAUCCCUUGUGGAUAUCUACCCUACCAUGCUCGACGUUGCUGGAAUACCUAUACCAAAAAAUCUCAGUGGAUAUUCACUGAUGCCCCUGGUAUUGAAAGAGGCAGAUGAUAAAGUCCCAACUAAAAAGCAACAUCCUGCUUGGAUUCUGAGUGAAUUCCAUGGCUGCAAUGUGAAUUCUUCGACCUACAUGCUGAGAACUAACAGAUGGAAAUACAUAGCAUACUCGGAUGGUCGUUCAGUUUCUCCUCAGCUGUUUGAUCUCUCUGCCGAUCCAGAUGAACUAACAAAUGUAGCAACCAAGUUUCCAGAGAUCACACGGUAUUUGAACAAAAAACUCUACUCCAUCGUUGAUUAUCCCAAAGUCUCUGCCUCUGUUGAACAGUACAACAAACAGGAGUUUAUCAACUGGAAACAAAGUUUAGGACAGAACUAUUCUGUUACCGUAGCUAACCUCAGGUGGCACCAGAACUGGAAGAAGGACCCAAAGAAGUAUGAGGAUGCAAUUGAUAGAUGGAUUAAAGAGAAGACAAAUCUGUGAUAUGUCUGCAGAAAGUGAGAAUGGACAAUCUGCUCCUGAAUGUAAAGAGGCAGUGCGGGUGCAAUAAGCAGUUACAUCUUACUGCAACAGAUACUGAAAUGGGACAUGGGAUCAGAUGCUAUCCUCCAGUCCCUCCCGUUUCCCGACACAAAUCUACUCUGCUAAGCUAUAAAUACUAGCUAGUCCCAGUUGCCUUUUAACCAGGAUUUGCUAGCCAGCUUCAGAAUCUGAUUUCAACUCUGGUUAAGAAUCCCUGCUAAGUGACCUGUGAUUAACAUGGAUAUUG
Messenger RNA from Lacerta agilis (Sand lizard), 2304 nucleotides. RefSeq names its product arylsulfatase family member K (gene ARSK). Lineage: Eukaryota; Metazoa; Chordata; Lepidosauria; Squamata; Lacertidae. The record is from RefSeq and is a predicted model, not a curated record. The transcript is spliced from 8 exons. Bases 369 to 2018 code for a protein of 549 amino acids.